Molecule: messenger RNA, 2660 nt
Organism: Crotalus tigris (Tiger rattlesnake)
Lineage: Eukaryota; Metazoa; Chordata; Lepidosauria; Squamata; Viperidae
Gene: TERF1
Product: telomeric repeat binding factor 1
Exons: 9
Coding region: 72-1079 (335 amino acids)
Biological process (GO): telomere maintenance
Cellular component (GO): nucleus; chromosome, telomeric region
Molecular function (GO): protein homodimerization activity; telomeric repeat DNA binding
Source: RefSeq, a predicted model, not a curated record
UGGAGCACUUCGUAGCAGGGCGGUUGUCAUAGCAGGGCGGAGAGUGGAAAAGCAGGGUGAGAUAUUUGAAAAUGGAGCAGGAAAGUAAUUUAACUGUCGGGAGCUAUGCCGCUUCUUUGCCACAGACGACGGUGGAGGCGGCCUUUGUGGAUUGUGGCACAACAGAGAGUAGUUCUUUGGACCUAUUCGCUGAGGUGGAGUCGACAGCCGCUGGAUGGAUGCUGAAUUUUGCCUGCCGCUGCCUGUGCCGCCAUUUUUGCGAGGGCAACCGCAUCGACUUCGAGAGGAGCAGAGACCUGGCCCUAACUAUUAUUAAAGGGUUCCACAAAAUAGAAACUCAUCAAAAGGAAACGGUGUGCCUCUGUCAGUUGUUGACAUAUAUUGCAGAAGGAAAAAUAUUUGAUUCUGAUUUUGGAGAUGACCAAAGACUUUCACCACUGGAAAAUGCUUUGUCGGUUUGGACUUCAUUCCUAAAAACACAAAGAAAACAAGAUAAAUUGCAUGAAGAUAUCAAGUGCUUAAUUCAGAUUCAGGCUGUUGCUGUAUUUGUAGAAAAAGGAUAUUUUCAGGAGGCUGCAGAAGUGAUAGAAAGACUUUUUCCAGAAUCUUCAUCCAAUGAGCCUUUAAGAAUGAAGCUUUCUGCAAUAGUAAAACAAAAAGAUCCAUAUCAUCCAUUUCUUCGAUUUUUCAGUUUCAAUCUUUUGACUGAGAGAAUUAAAACUUAUAUCAAUAUUUUCUUGAAAAAAGAAACUAACAAUUUUUUAAUGCAGGAAGCUACAAAAGAGGUGAAAACAAAAAAUUUGGGAAUAAUGGUAAACAUACAAUGCGACAGUACAGUUGAAAUAAACAAAGAAAAUCACUUGGAAAACACACCAAGCACCCUUCUAAAAUUACAUAAACAUUCCUGUUCCUUACCUGAUCAGUCAUUUUGGAAACCAAGGCAAAUACGGACUUCUGUGUCCAAAAAUAUAAAACGAAAAGCCUUUCAAUGUAAAAAAAAUCUGCAAAAUACUACAAAUGCUGUACAAGAUGAGUUUCUGCCAGCUUGUCAGAAGAAAAAGAAGACUGCCUGUCUGUAAGCAUGGUCUGAUACAUACAAGAUCCAACAAGAUAAAAGUGUUAUUUCCAAUCCAGCCUGGCCAUGCAGAAUGGUCAAACCUAAUGUAAUAGGUAAAAGUGCGGUAGUGUUCAUAUUUACAUAUUUAUUUACUUCUUUACAUCCAAGUGUUUCUUAAUAUAAAUUCUGGGGGAGGUUUACAGUAAAAAAAAAUAGGCUAAUAUACAAGUAGGACAUGAAAAUAAAACCUAAAACAAUGGUGAAACUUAAUAAGGGACACCAAAUACAAUGGCGGAAGUCAACCUUCCUCAAUUGUUCCAAAUGUCUGGAAAUUAAAUUUGUAUAAUAGGCAGCUAAUAUGUCUGAAGACUGCUGGCUUGGCUUAUUGGAAUUAAAAUCCAACAUAUCUAAAGUUACUCCACAAAUGAUUUACAACAUGCUAAACCAGCGGUUCUCAACCUAUGGGUCGCGACCCCAUUUGAGGUCGAACGACCAUUUUACGGGGGUCGCCAAACAACGCGAUCCGCCAUUUUUUCCCCUCAGGGGGCGGCGCCGUGCAUGCGCACCGUGCAUGGGGGCGCCGCCGCGCAUGGGGGCGCAUCCAUGUGACGGGGGUCGCCGUCACACAAAGGUUGAGAACCGCUGUGCUAAACAUUUAAGAUUGAAACUAUGAUCUUUGCAUGCCCAAAAGGUUAUCUUAACUAUCACACAAAAGCCAAGCUAGGUACUAUAUUUCUGGCCAAUUAUCAGUGAAGAAGCCAAGAUGCCUUGUCUCAUUUGGCACUUCUAUUACAACUGCUUAUCAAAAGGAAAAGCAAGGAAUGUAUAAUUCUCAUAUAUUCAGACCCACACAAUACAAACAUUUGUCAGUAGUUUCAGCCCCUCUGAUUUUAGAAACUGGUUGUUUCUGGCUUCUUUUUAUCAGCUUUCUAUUUCAACUGUCCCAAGUUCUUUGGUGUUAAUAUGAUAUUCUAAGGAAAUUGAACUUGCUAAGUAAAGGGUAUAUAUACAUAGAAAAGAGAACUCUAUUCAGAAAAAAUGUUAAUGUUUCCAUUUUAUAAUUGAAACCUAAAUGCAUAUAGGCAGUGAUCUUUGUAGACUUCUUAUUGUCUGCUCCUUUCAAAUAAUUUCUAUAUUGGAGUCUGUAUUUUGAUACAGUAUAACAGGUUUGCAGCUCAAAUUGUAAUUUUAAAAAAAUCAUAUGACAAUCACUAAAUAUUGAAGAUAAGAUUUAUGAUAAAUACAGAAAGCAAGAAAUUGCUACAGCUUAAGAAAAUAUUGCUAUAAUCUGCAAGUGACUGUUUUAUGAAUGUGAACAGAGAUGUGUGUCUAUGUGUUUAGAAGUUUUUAUAAAAGCAAUUUCUACUAUUGCCCUGUAAUUCUCACAUCUGAAAUAAUCAUUUGCUUUUCAUCAAGCUUUUCAUAUCUUUAAAAUGGUAAUAGAAGAAAUAGUUCUUAAAACGCUGAUCUUUUGUAAAAUGCAAAUGCUAUGGACUUUAAUUGUGGUUUCAAGAAUGAGAGUUAAUAGAAUGUUCUUUCAGCAAUUGCUGGUUAAGCUAAUAACAAAACUGCUUGAAAAAAUAUCUAUUAUAUUUUAUUUUAA